AUGCAAGAUAUGAGUAGACAAAGAGUUACACACAAAACAUGGAAACGUAUCAUUCUAGUGCACAUCCUAAUUAAUACAUUUUAUAUGAUAAAAGUACUUGCAAGAUUGGAGCUUGAAGAGAUCUUUGAGAUCAUGAGUCUAACAUUUGGAGAGAAUAAUUUAGUAGUAGCAAAGGACGGCCCAUUGAAUUUCAUGCGAGGAUAUCUAUAUUGUAAGAACUCGUAUAUCAUAAACCAAAGACUAUAUUCGCCAAAUAUAAAUAUACAGCACUACUUAGCAGUAAAGGAAGAGUCUCAAGCCCCCAAUUGGGAUUUCUAUGGGAUUAGAAUUCCGCACCACGAUAGACCAUGCUAUAAGCCAUUUAUAAAUCUGAUUAAAUACAACAACCCACCACAUGGUUUGAAUGCAUUUAGUAUAGAAAGGUAUAUCUACCAAUUAAGUAACGUGUUUAUCUUAAUGUUCUCAACUCUUGGGAAGGGUGUGGGAAUUGAAUUUCCAACUAGUAAUGCAUUCAUUAGUGCAUUUAGGUUAGAUGAAUUCAAAGAUCACCAGAACCACUUUCUGGCAGCGCUGUUUCUGAUGGCAGAGAAUUUAACUGUGCCUAUGCACAUUGAGACUGUUGGGUCUGCCACAUACGUUGUUCUUAAAAAGGGAGAAAAAUCUGAAGAGCACUUUAGAAUUGAAUUGCAGGAUGUGUUGUAUACAAGGCAGGGGGUAUAUGGUUCAAGCAACCGCAACAAAAGUCUGUGCGAGAUUGUUUUAUUCUUUAUGGAGUACUGCAAUGCACCGGUUAUUAAUGCGUUUGGAUUAAAUGCAGAUCCAAUGACAGAGGACAGUUUUAAAAAUGGGGCAUUCCUGUGCAGCAUGAAAUUCCUCAUACAAGCGUAUGUCUUUGAAUUUGUGGAUUCAGUGCAGCAGGCAGAAGGAUUCCUUAGGGCGGUGUAUGAGAUCUUAAAUGAAUGCAGUGGUAUAUUUGGCACUGGGCACGAAACUGCAACACAAAUAUUAAACAAAUGCUUUAUUCAGCCAACAGAUGACUACAGAAAUACAAUUGCAGAGGAUUAUAAGAACGCAAAGGAGCUUGUUACUAUUCUAAAAAAACAAGUUUUCCCUCCAUUCAUAUCAUUCAGAUGGUCCAAAACCAUAUUUUCACUGCCAGUUAUUCACAGAGAAGGAACUGCGUAUGUGCAUAGUUUUAAAAGUAUUUUUUUGAAUGGAAAUGAUGCAAGCAUUCUUAAACUCAUUCUUUCACUCUUAUACAAUCCAGAGACAGACGAGUAUGAUAUAAGCCAUAUUCCAAAUCCAUCACAGAAGUUCAAGGAGUUCUUCAGGAAGUAUAAAAAGCCAAAAGAGUUCUUUACGCUGCGCAUGUAUAUGGACUGGAAUGAGGUUGUUUCCCAUUUACCUAACCCGAAUAUAAUAUACCAAGUGCCUGGAAACAAUUUAAGGUGUGGUUUUGUUAAUAUGCUUCAGGCAAUUCGUGAAAUAACUGGUUUUUCAUCCGUGGAUACCCCCAGACACAGAGACUUUGAUAAAAUCCUGACUGCAAACAAACCGUACACGAAGAAGCAGAAAAGUGAAUUAUUUGGAUACAUGGAAUAUCUUUUUACAGAAAUAUCCAUUUUCACGCCAAGUAUUAUAAAAUAUUCAAUGUUUCCAGCUAAUAAUAACUACUGCUAUGAAAGGGUAGAAUACAUUGGGUGGGCAGAUAUAAUUCUAGGAAGCGGCUUAACAAGAAGAACAAUCAUGCUUUCCAUAUCUAAAACUAAGAUAUUUAUGGGUGUAAAAACUCCAAAACCAUAUAUUUCAGAUGAAGAUGACCAGAAACUAGUGGACAUGCGGAAUAAAUACAAGUCUGGCAACACAUUCUAUUCGCAUCUGCAAUAUGAAUAUGUCAAAACAAUUUCCAUGCUAGUUAAAAAUCCUGCAGAAAUUUUUAGAGAAGAAGUUGCAAAAUUCGAAAUUACUAAGCUUAUUAGAAAUAACUUUGUGGAAUACAAUAGGCUGCUAAUGCUUGGGAGUGUGAUUUCCCAAAAUGUUAUUACAAAAGUAUUUAUAAUUUUUAUUGUUAAUUUAUACCCGCAUAUACACCAUGAACAACAUCCAAUGAUAGUAUUUACUUCAAAUUUAAUUCCAUACACAAGACUUGAUGAAAACAUAAGGGAACAUAUAACUGCUGCAAUAGAGCUUUCUGGUCUCUCUCUGUUCUACCCAAAUUUUAUAACCAAUCAAAAUAUAGAUUCCUUUCUUUUCACAACUCUAAAUCAAUGCAAGAUAAUCUACGAUGAAGCAGAUGCUAUGAGAACUCCUUUCGAGCUAUCAAAGUUUAUUUGCAAAAAGAUAAAAGAAAAAUCUAGCCGCGACAUUAUUUCAACAGAGUUCAUGAUGAUACACCAAUUUUAUAAUAUCCUGAUAUUUUGGCGGUUAUUUUCAGACAAUUUGCCAGAUAAUGCCAUAAAAAUAUUGGAAAUGGUGAGGUAUCAUAACCCUUAUAUGGGUAGUCUGCUGAGUGACAUUAUAUGUGGCGUUUGGUUGAUUUACAUGUAUAGGUAUAUGCCAAGAUUAACAAACUGCAUAGAUGUAUUAUACACGUAUAUAAUUGCACCAAGGCUACCAACAAAUAUUCUUAAUUACAUUAUUGUAGAUGGAGUGCCAAGCGAGUGCUACAAGGAGAUUCUGUCUAUAAUACAUAUGCAAAUAAAAGAGAGAGCAGAAAGAAGAGAGGCAAUUGAGUCCCUUAAACAAUGCAGGCAAUAG
Molecule: messenger RNA, 2757 nt
Organism: Nematocida ausubeli
Lineage: Eukaryota; Fungi; Microsporidia
Exons: 1
Coding region: 1-2757 (918 amino acids)
Source: RefSeq, a predicted model, not a curated record